CGUGGUGAAGGACGAGGUAGAAGAGGAGGACGUGGUGAAAGACGAGGUGGAGGAGGAGUAAGGGCAAGGAGACAAGCAGUCUCGGAUGAAAUUGGAGCCACUUUAGUGGACCAUGUUGUUGUCCAUGGUAUGACCAUGAGGGAGGCUGGGCAACGAGUCCAGCCUAAUUUGAGUCGCUUCAUCAGAACCUUCAGGGAGGUGUACUUACAGUCCGACUGCUCCGUACAGUAACUUUUGAGUGCUGUACUCUGUGCUUUGACAUCACAUGCACUGUUGUACUAUGCUUCUGUAAUACUAAAUAAAUCCAUCAAAUCUACAGUAAUGCGUGCUUCUAUUUUUGCAGGAUACAGAGACGACCAUCUGGUGGUGGGAGGCCAAGGCUUUUGUCAGAGGAGCAAGAAAGGGAGCUUGUAAACAUGGUUAUUGCCAAUAAUGUAAUCCUCCUGCGACAGAUUCAAAGGAGAGUGAUUGAGGAUAAUAAUCAUUUUCAAGGAAUAAAUUCCAUCAGCCUUUCCACAAUUGAUCGCAUCCUCCGAAAGCAUCGGUUCCGGAUGAAACAGGUGUACCGCGUCCCUUUUGAACGAAACUCUGACAGGAGAAUCUUUGAGAUUGACGGCUGGCCUGUUCCACCUGAAAUUAUCUUUGUGGAUGAGGCUGGUUUCAACCUCACCAAAAGAAGGAGAAGGGGGAGGAAUAUAAUCGGCCAUCGGGCUAUUGUAAAUGUCCCUGGUCAGCGUGGAGGGAAUGUCACGAUGUGCGCAGCCAUCAGCCAACGAGGGGUACUCCACCGCCAUGCCAGUCUAGGACCCUAUAAUACUACUCUCCUUCUUUCAUUCCUUGACGGUCUAAGAGAGCAUAUGUUCCAGCUGGACCACAGGGAACCAGCACAACCAGAGCACCCUCACUAUGUUGUUGUUUGGGAUAACGUCAGCUUCCAUCGCGCUGCUCUGCUUCGUGACUGGUUUACCAAUAACCCAAUAUUUUCCAACCUCUUUCUGCCUGCAUACUCUCCAUUUCUUAACCCAAUAGAGGAGUUUUUUUCGGCAUGGCGGUGGAAAGUGUAUGACCGAGAACCUUUUAUGCGUGUUCACCUCCUUCAGGCCAUGGAAGAAGCCUGCCUAGACAUAUCAAUAGAUGCGUGCCAGGGGUGGAUCAGGCAUGCAAGAGGAUUUUACCCCCGCUGCCUGGCUAGGGCCAAUAUAGCCUGUGAUGUGGACGAGAUUCUCUGGCCUGACCCAGAGCAACUGUGUAGUACUGUAAUACAGUAA
This is a messenger RNA of Perca fluviatilis (European perch), 1268 nucleotides long. RefSeq lists its product as uncharacterized. The transcript has 2 exons. NCBI's taxonomy places the organism in Eukaryota, Metazoa, Chordata, Actinopteri, Perciformes, Percidae. The coding region runs from base 417 to 1268 and encodes 283 amino acids. The record is from RefSeq and is a predicted model, not a curated record. Gene Ontology annotation, molecular function: nucleic acid binding.